Molecule: messenger RNA, 2117 nt
Organism: Sphaerodactylus townsendi
Lineage: Eukaryota; Metazoa; Chordata; Lepidosauria; Squamata; Sphaerodactylidae
Gene: PROCR
Product: protein C receptor
Exons: 4
Coding region: 170-868 (232 amino acids)
Biological process (GO): negative regulation of coagulation
Molecular function (GO): signaling receptor activity
Source: RefSeq, a predicted model, not a curated record
UGGCUUCCCUCCUCCAGUUCUGACUGGGCAGAGUGGAGAGCAAGAUUCUCCGUGGUGCUUACAUUUCUCUCCUGUCCCAUGGUUUGAAGUAUAAAAAACUUGGUAUCCCUUGUAACCCACAAUAGCAUCUUCAUCUCUGAGUACUCCAGGUUUCUACAGACAAGAGAAUAUGUUAAUCCUGCUAUUACCUCUUCUACCUUGGUUUCUCUGCCACUGGGCAUACAGUGCAGACUUUCAUGCUAUCAACAUGCUCCAUCUGUCCUACUUCUCAGACAUCAGUGCAGUGGAAGUUGUAGGCAAUGCCACUCUGGAUGGACAGCUUACCCAUACUUUGGAGGGGCACAAUGAACAGUUCAACGUGAGCCAGCUGCUCCCACUGGAGCCUUCCCAGCUUUGGAACCAGAGGAAGAGCAACCUGCUCCUGUACCUACAGCAGUUCCAAGACAUGGUCAAAGUGACAGCUCGUGAGAGGAAUGUUGCAUAUCCCUUUCAUGUGCAGUGCUCCCAAGGCUGCCUGAUCUUCCACAACGGCAGCAGCCACAGCUUCUACGAUAUUGCACUGAAUGGAGUUGCUUUCCUGAAAUUCUACACUGCCAAUAUUACGUGGAUGCCUUUGGAGACCUCUUCUGUGGCCUGGUAUGCCAGCAGCCAGCUCAACACGUACGAAGAGACCACCAAAAGCCUGCAGUUUUUCCUACAAGACACAUGCAUUAAGUUUGUGAUGGAGCACAGUGAUGUAAACCAACUCUUGACUGGAAAACAUCAAGGACGCUCACAUACCCCACUGGUGCUGGGCAUCAUUGUGGGUGCCUUUGCUCUGCUGGGUCUAGCUGUUUGCAUUUUCCUGUGCACAGGUGGGAACAGAUAACAUCGAGCACCAUAACAUGAGUCAAGCUCAACUGAAGGAAACAUUGCAACCUUUGUAUUUGCAUUUAAUCCUUUCAUGGAGGGACCAAAGAUCUUCCUGUGAGGUGAGCUUCAGCACAGCAAGGCAACUGUCAUCAUACAGACUUUUCUAUAUACCCCCUGGAAGGCUCUGCAAUCUUGCCUUUUGCAUGCCCUGACCAUCAACUGAGAGCAGUCACAUAGCAGUGUAUAAAAAUUAAUACCCCUGGACUACUUCGUCGUUCUCAAGUCCCCCCCCCCCCCCAAUUUACUUUGAAUCACUACUGCUAGCAUUUAACUUUUUUCCCCCAUUUCAGCAGCAUACAGUGAGAUAGAUUUGAUUGAUAUUUUCUAAAUGGAUAGAGAGGUACAGGGUUCCUUGAUCCAAAGAUGGGCACCACACUAUCAUCUCCAAGUGAUAAGCAAAGAAAUGGAGCAACUAAGUACACCUCAGCUGAUCUGUGAGUGACAUAAUUCACUACAUAUUAUUCUUAUAAAGUGUCAGAUUUUAACAAGGGCCACCCAACAACUCAGGAACUUUGGGCAAGUAGGAACUACUCAAAAAUUGGACCAGGAGCAUUUUGCUUAAAUGGAAGGCUACGAACAAAUAGUUCGAACAAAUGGUUUGUUUUGCAGAAGCCAUGAUUGAACCGCCCUCCUUCAAGUUUAAUUUUUACUGUACAGCACAUCAUGGUUAUUUAAUUAUCUGAAGAUCUUGAGCCUAACCACUCACUGUUAUUUAUUCACAACUACUGCUGGUAGAGUAAAGCCUCAUAAGUGUGACUUCCCCACUCCUAUUGCAGUCUACAGUGCCCCCCCAAAUGAAAUUCUGCUCAGCAACAUGUGUGCGAAGAUAGCAGGUGCAGUUUGAAGGGGAGGGCAACAGAAAUAAUUGCCCUACUAACAGAAUGGUUGCUUAGGACGUAACCUUAAUGCAUUUUAAAUGCACGAAUGGCUUGGGAAAGAAACCAACUCCAUCCACUCCAGAGAACCUUUCAUAGCUGUUCAAACAGUCAAGGCCCCCAUGGUAUAUGCACCAAAAUAUGUUCUACAGAACAGUACAAAAUCAUCUGUGAGGUUGCAGAACCUCUGAAAGUCAUCACUGAAACUCCAUCAUGGUGUAAUGGUUAAGAGCAGGUGGACUCUAAUCUGAAGAACCGAGUUUGAUUCUCCACUCCUCCACAUGAGCAGCAAACUCUUAUUGGGUGAACUGGAUUUGUUUCCCUGCUCCU